CGCCUGGUUCCCUGGCACCCCCAGCACAGCUGCCCUCCCCACCCCCCAACUACCACCACACCCGUCCAUGCCCACGAGGUCUUAGCAAGAGGGGGCAUGCCAGGCAGGGUGGGGAUGGGGCCGCCCUCAUGGGGCGUUGGGGGCUGGGCGCUCUUGGAUGGAGAGGUGGGCAGGUUGCCCGAGGGGGAGUGGGCACACUGGCACCAACACCCUGCCCCAGGAGAAAGAAAGGGCUCCAGUGGCCCUGUACACCUCCUGGAAGCUGGGACUAUGCCCCCUUAACCUGGUUGGCACCAGCCUAGCUCCAGGUGUCACUCAGCCGGGUGCCAAGGUCCUGGGCGAAAUCUCCCUAGAGGGGGUCUGGGUCUUGCUCCCUCUCUUGUCCAUCCCCCUCCCCCUCCUUUAACAGCUACCCCCUUGGAAUGGGCAGCGGUGUGGCAUGAAGGAGUUAAACACCCACCCUUGCUUGAGCCUGUGAGAGCUGCGUGGUGAACCAGGCUGCGCCCGUGACCUGACAGCGGGGUCAGCCAAUCAGCACCCCCGCCACACCAGGUUGCCAAGGAGAUCGGCCCUGGGGUGGGAGAAGGAGGGAGGGCUCAGCCCAGGGAACUGGGGGGGGACAGGAGAGGGCUGAAAGGGAGUGGAAAGAGCCACAUGCCCGCCGGUGCCCUAGCGCACGCCAAUGGACAACCAGGGCGGCCCCUCCCUCUCUUCCUCCUCCCAGGGGAGUGGAAGCCUGGGGUCCCUGCUGAGCUGCCUGCUGCUGGGCCCCCCUCAGCUUCGGCGCAUUUUCUGCUUGUGCAGCCCCGGUGGCACCUGGCCCCAAGAGCCUUUCCCAGGAGAGGGCCUCCCGGACGCUCCGCUCCUGGGGGCUAGGUUGGGGGUGCCUCUAGAGGCUAGGGUGCAACCAGUGCUCCCUUACCCCCAGAAAUACAUGUGGGCAGCUGCUUGCUCAAGGCAAGGGGGCGGGGAGCCGUCCUCUGGGCUUUGCAAUCGAGGAGGUGCACAGGAGAGCUGGCCCAGAGACACAAUGCUGCUCUUGUAUCUUAAUGAGGAAACUUGGGGCCCCGCCUUAUUUCCCCCCUCCCCCAAAUAACCCAGGCCCCAUGGCUGGCCAGGGCUGGGCAGCUGCUGUGGGAGUGGCAGAGGUAACAGGCAUAAAAUAUGGAGUUGGAAGGGACCUUGGCCGGGCCUGCUGCAAGGCCUUCAUUGGCACAUGAGGGGAAUUGACAUGCCCAAGGUCACACGGGGAGGUGGUGGUGGCAAGGCUGGCACUUGUGCCCGAGCCUCCAGAGACCUGGCCCUUUUCCUGUGCCCGCGCUACAAGGCGGGGAGCACUUUCUGGGCAAGGUCGGGGAUCCCCCCUUCCCCACUGGAGAAGGUGGCCGGGAGAGUGGAAGGAGCCUGGAAUUUGGAGUGGCCCCGAGUGGGCUGGAGGCUGGACCCGAGGGGAGUCACCGUGCCUCUCUGGGCCAGUUUCAACAUUGGGAUCGUAAUCCUUAUGCAACCUGCAGCCCAGGGUUUCUGGGAGGAAAGCGCUCUGGGAACCAUAAAUAUCUGGAUAACGCAAGAUCUGGCAUACCUUUCUACCUGACUGGUGAGGAUGGGGAGCCCCGAAGAUGAUCUCAUUGGGAUUCCCUUCCCGGAUCACAGCAGCGAGCUCCUCAGCUGUCUAAAUGAGCAGCGCCAGCUGGGCCAGCUGUGUGAUCUCACCAUUCGAACCCAAGGCCUAGAGUACCGAACCCAUCGGGCUGUGCUGGCUGCCUGCAGUCACUACUUUAAGAAACUCUUCACCGAGGGGGGUGGGGGCACCGGGGCCGGCGGCGGAGCGGCCGCCUCCCCGGGGGCCGGCGUCUGUGAACUGGACUUUGUGGGGCCCGAAGCCCUGGGAGCCUUGCUGGAGUUUGCCUACACGGCCACCCUCACCACCAGCAGCGCCAACAUGCCCGCAGUCCUCCAGGCAGCCCGGCUGCUGGAGAUCCCCUGCGUCAUCGCUGCCUGUGUGGAGAUCCUGCAGGGGAGCGGGCUGGAGGCCCCCGGGCCCGACGAAGAUGACUGCGAGAGGGCCCGCCAGUACCUGGAGGCCUUCGCCACCGUGGGCUCCCGGGUGCCCAACGGCGACGACAGUCCCCUACAAGCCCCGCUCCCACCUCCCCCACCCCCCACACGGCCUGUUCCCCGACGGAGCCGAAAGCCCCGAAAAGCCUUUUUACAGACAAAGAGGCCUCAAACCAACCAUCUGGUGUCUGAUGUGGCUGCCAUGCAUCCCCCCUCCUUCACCUACCCAGAUGAGGAAGAGGCAGCGAGUGCAAUCGGGGUAGGCGAUGGCUACAGCCCCCCUGGUGGGGCCAGGUCACCCCCGGAGGGGCACCUGGGCUAUGAAGGCUACGAGGGGGAGGAAGAAGAGGAAGAUCUCGUGUACCCGCCCGCCUACGGGCUGCCUCAGAGUGGGGCCCCCCCUCUGUCCCCAGAAGAGUUGGGCUCCGACGAGGACGCCAUUGACCCUGACCUGAUGGCCUAUCUGAGCUCCCUGAAUCACGAAGCCCUCACACCGGGGAUGGAUGGCCAGGACAAGCUGGUACGCAAGCGUCGCUCCCAGAUGCCCCAAGAGUGCCCGGUGUGCCACAAGAUCAUUCACGGGGCGGGCAAGCUGCCCCGACACAUGCGCACCCACACUGGUGAGAAGCCUUUUGCCUGCGAGGUCUGCGGCGUCAGGUUCACCAGGAAUGACAAGCUGAAGAUCCACAUGAGAAAGCACACUGGCGAGCGGCCAUACUCGUGCCCACACUGCCCGGCGCGCUUCCUCCACAGCUAUGACCUCAAGAACCACAUGCACCUGCACACAGGCGACCGGCCUUUUGAAUGCCACCUGUGCCACAAGGCCUUCGCCAAGGAGGACCACCUGCAGCGCCACCUGAAGGGCCAGAACUGCCUGGAGGUCCGGACCCGCCGAAGAAGGAAAGAUGAUGCGCCCCCCCACUAUCCCCCACCCCAGGCGCCCACCCCAGCUGGGCCUGGCCUUGACCUUUCCAACGGGCACCUGGAUGACUUCCGCCUCUCUCUGGCCCGUUUCUGGGAGCAGCCAGUCAGGGCUGGGCCUCCUCCCCCACCCCUGGGUCCUCCUGAGGAGGAGGAGGAGGAGGGGGCACCAACCACACCCCAAGCCGAGGGUGCCAUGGAGUCUUCUUAAAUGGGAAAAGGAGCUGGACAAGGGUGGAGUCGCAGGGUGGGCACCAAUGCCAAGGAAUACGAGGGCUCUGGAGCACACAGACUGUACUGCAGAUGGGGGGAACCUCUCCUCCUGGCUACCAGACUCCGCUCCUCCCUCGUGUGUACCCUGGCGGCUCUGGGCUAGUCCCACAUACAGGGAAAAAGUUUGGGCUCUCCCCCAGACUGGGGCAGACUGCCUCCCACCAAGGGGUGAUAAAUAUAUAUAUAUAUAAAAUAUAUGUUGUGUGUGUGUAUAUAUAUGUGUGUGUGAGUGCACACACAUAUAUAUACACACACAUACACACAGCUCUAUUGUAAAGGUGGGGUUCCCCCCUCCCCAAACCCUGGCUCUUCCCAGGGAUCUAGAAGCAAUAAUAUAUUUGAUUUGUAGGGGGUGGGGUUCCCUUUUCGGCUAUGCGGGUUUUUAGGGGGUGAGGGGUACGGGACCAAAUCCCUGCCCCACCCACCCUAGGGGUAGGGCUGUGUGUAUGGGGUGGGGGAAGCUGCCCCUCCUUUCCCGACCCCUCCUUCCUGGUUUCUGUUCCCCUUUUCCUGGCAGUGGAUUAUGCAAAAGUUGGGGGGGGAUCGCGGUGACGAAUAGACCAUGGAAGUGGAGGAGUUGAGUGGGAGAUUGCAGGGAAGGAAAGACUGGGGGGCCGGCAGGAGUGGGAAACUGGGGCAGAAGGGAAGGCGGCUCCUCGCUGCCCCUCCGCCCAGUUCCCAGCGCUGAGUCACGGGGUCCGAGGAGCAAGCAGGGGGCGGGGUGCCCAGAUCUUCUCGCCCGCCCCCGGGGGCAGCAGGAGGAGCCCCACCCGCUCCCCUCCCCUCCCGCGUCCCCAGGCAGGGAAUGUCUUGUUCCCGCCGCUCCCAGCCCGGGGCCAGAGGGCUGGGCGGGCCGGGCUGCGUCCCAUCCUAGCCCUGCCCUCCCUUCCCCUGCUCUCUCCCCUCCCCGCCCAGGUGCGAGUCGGGCCGCUGCCGCUGCCGCCACUGCUGCUGCCGCCGGUGCAGCCGCCGCCGCGCCCCUGACUCACGCCGCCCCCGGGCUGGCGCUGCAGCUGCUGCCGUUGCCGCUGCUGCUGCUGCUGCCGCCGCUCGGGCUGGGGGGGAGGUGUGUGUAUGUGGGUAAGACUAGACUUACUAGGAGCGUCCUUGCGGUUGCCACCUGGCGGCAAGCUGGUGAAAGAACAACCGAAAGAGCGAGCGAGCGCCCCUCGCGGCUGCUUUGGCCGAGUAGAUUCCACCAUCCCAACCACCGCUGCCUGGGGGCGAGCGCCCCCUCGCGCCGGUGGCGGAGAAAUGGCUUGAAUACGCUGCAGUCCUUGUUUGUGUCCCAAUCCUUGGGGGCUUCUCCUGUGUUGGGUAGGGAGUCUCUUCCCGCCUUCCCCAUCACCUCCCAACUCCCUUAGGAUCCAAUCCACCCAUCCUUCUGUACAUAGCAUCUUCUGUUGGUCUUGUUGAAAUCUAGUUUGAAAAUUUUAAUUCCCUCUUGAUUUCCUGGGGGGGAUGGGAGGGUGCUGGGGGCUCUCCAGCCUUCUUCCUUGCUGGGUGCUGGACCCCCAUUGUGGCCUGGGCUCUGCUGAUUGGGCUGGUAAGGGGGGAUUCCUCCCUCCCCCACCCCAAUUCUGCCUUGCACUAUUCCCCCUCCCUGGCCUAGUGGCCCCUAUCCCUCCCGGGGAGGGGGGCAGGUUCAGGGGCCGGUGCUGUCUUCCCUUCCCUACCCCUCUUUCUAUGCCCCAUGCCCAUUUGCACAGCUGCUCAGGCCUCUCCCCCCCCCAGGCUAGGGGGGUCAGGGGAGGGGGUAGCGGGACCAGUCCCUGUAUCUAUUUAAGGCGUGAUGAUGUAAUAUAUUGGGGGGGUUGGGUGCCCCGGGCCCCAUCUUAGCAUUUCAGGUGGUGGGGGGCCCAGGGCUGGGGGGAGGGGGGCUGGGGACACUUUGGCCUCCCCUGCCCCUUCCCUUGACUUUUCCAGUCAGUGCCUUAGGGUUGGGUGAGGGGCGCUUCCCCCUCCCCUGCCCCAUUCCCUUUCCCUCCCCUCGGGUGUAAGCAACAGAAAGAAAAUAAUAAUUUAAGAUUCGCAAA
Molecule: messenger RNA, 5288 nt
Organism: Monodelphis domestica (gray short-tailed opossum)
Lineage: Eukaryota; Metazoa; Chordata; Mammalia; Didelphimorphia; Didelphidae
Source: RefSeq, a predicted model, not a curated record